AUGGAUCAACAGCAACCAACAACCGCAGCUGCACCUGCAACGGUGCCCGCUACUGCAGCGGUAACGACAGCACCUACCACCACAACACAAGCACCAAAGCCUAUCUCAGCACCUUUAACUAUAGCCGAUUUCAUUGAUGAUGACGAUGUUGUUGAGAUCCCCACUAUACAGAGCAAUCGCAAAAGUAACACGCUCCCUGUUUGGGGGAAUCAACAAACAAUGAACCUCAAUGGUUUGGUAUUAGAGAACGUAAAGGAAAGCUACUAUUAUAAGAACCAUUUGGUGGAGAUAGAUAGCGCACAACAGUUGCUCGAUGAAGUUUUCUAUAAGGUCAAACAUCUCGAACCAUGGGAAAAAGGAACCCGUAAAGUUCAGGGAAUGACAGGAAUGUGUGGCGGCGUUCGGGGUGUCGGAGCUGGUGGCGUCGUCAGUUCUGCAUUUUGUUUGCUUUAUAGAUUUUUCAAGGUUCGCCUCACAAGAAAGCAAUUGAUUUCUAUGAUCAACAGUCGGGUCUCACCAUACAUUCGCGGGUUGGGGUUUAUGUAUAUUCGGUACACCCAACCGCCAACGGACCUAUGGGAGUGGUUCGAACCAUAUUUGGAUGACGAAGAAGAGAUCGAUCCAAGAUCUGGUGGCGGAGAUGUCAUGACAUUCGGUCAAGUCGUAAGAAUUAUGCUCACUAAACUUGACUGGUACGGCACACUAUUCCCUCGAAUCCCAGUUCCUAUACAGAAGGAGAUCGAUGAAAAGUUCGCAGAACGAAAACGAGCAUUGUUAUUUGGUGAUGGACGUCUCGAGCCACGUGGUCGUGACAGGGACGACGAUCGGUCUGCACGCCGACGUUCUCGUUCUCCACGAGAUCGUAAACGUCCAAGCAGCUCCGAACGAAAGCGUGAAGAGAAACGCCCACGUCCCACACGAUGCGGUCACCACUUGCGCCACCACCACUGCACCAAACAUCGAAAGAAGUGCCCAGAAAAGGCAAAACGGGCACGCAUGGAAGCGGAAGGGAAACUUCAGGCAGAAGAAAAAGACAAGGAUGCAGCUAAAGAUAAAGAGUUGACGGAGGAAAGGGAGAACACUACGCCGAAGGAUUGA
Messenger RNA from Necator americanus (New World hookworm), 1098 nucleotides. RefSeq lists its product as uncharacterized. Gene Ontology annotation, cellular component: precatalytic spliceosome. Bases 1 to 1098 code for a protein of 365 amino acids. The transcript is spliced from 9 exons. NCBI's taxonomy places the organism in Eukaryota, Metazoa, Nematoda, Chromadorea, Rhabditida, Ancylostomatidae. The record is from RefSeq and is a predicted model, not a curated record.